CUGAGUCUCCAGCAGGGUCCGUGCUGCUCUUCACUGUGAACGGUCUCGGAUCAUCUCCCCGGGUCUGGGUCUGUUCAGGGACCCGAAGCAGCUGCCGAUCGACGGGACUUUUCUCCACCAGACUACGAGGAUCUAAGUUUGUGUUUACGCGCGAAACCAAGACCAUGACUCAUUUUAAUAAAGGACCCGCGUACGGAUUAUCAGCUGAAGUCCGCAGCAAAAUUGCGCAGAAGUACGACCCUCAAAAGGAGGAGGAGCUUCGCUUCUGGAUCGAGGAGGUCACAGGCAUGUCGAUAGGAGAGAACUUCCAGAAAGGUCUGAAGGACGGAGUCAUCCUUUGCGAACUGAUCAAUAAGCUUCAGCCUGGUUCAGUGAAGAAAAUCAACCUGUCACAGUUGAACUGGCACAAGUUAGAAAACCUGGGGAACUUCAUCAAAGCGAUCCUAACCUAUGGCCUGAAGCCCAACGACAUCUUCGAGGCCAACGACCUGUUUGAGAACGGGAACAUGACCCAGGUCCAGACCACGCUGCUCGCUCUGGCCAGCAUGGCCAAGACCAAAGGGAUGGACACCAAGAUCGACAUCGGGGUGAAGUACGCAGACAAACAGGCGCGACACUUUGACGACGAGAAGAUCAAGGCUGGGCAGUGUGUCAUUGGACUGCAGAUGGGGACCAACAAGUGUGCGAGUCAGGCUGGGAUGACAGCAUAUGGAACCAGGAGACAUCUGUAUGAUCCAAAGACCCAGACGGACAAACCGUAUGACCAGACCACCAUCAGCUUGCAGAUGGGAACCAACAAAGGAGCCAGUCAGGCCGGCAUGUCAGCUCCUGGUACCCGCAGAGACAUCUUUGACCAGAAGGUGGCGCUGCAGCCGCUGGACAACUCCACCAUCUCCCUGCAGAUGGGCACCAACAAGGUGGCGUCCCAGAGGGGCAUGAGUGUGUACGGUCUGGGCCGACAGGUGUACGACCCCAAGUACUGCGCCCCCCCGACGGAGCCGGUCAUCCACACCAACGGCAGCCAGGGCACUGGCACCAACGGGUCCGAGAUCAGCGACAGUGACUAUCAGGCCGAGUUCCAGGAGGACGAGUACCACGGCGGUUACCAUGACAACUACAGCUCCCACUACACCGAGCAGGGCAUUGACUAUUAGCGGCGAGGUCCGCCUCCAGAGAAGUAUUAACGUGUAUUCUACACAACAGAGCAAGUCUUUUGCCUCCCUCACUAGUCUUUACUCUCCUGAAGCAUAAAUAAAGCGUCUCCUUCUUUGACCCAAGCGGCGGCGGGUGGGAGGAGUUACAGUAGUGUAGUUCUUACAGCUGUCUCACUGAUGGAGCACUGACGUAGUGAUUACUGUGUUCAGGUGAAGCUGUUGCCUUCCUCUGUUUUUAUUCAUGGACUGAGACGUCACUGAUCAUGUGAUGUCCUCAUCAAUAGGCUGCCCCCCCCCGUUUGUAUUCACACACCAGCCACUGACUCCUCAUGUUUCACCACAUUUACUCUGUAGAGUUUAUAAUGAUGAAUCCUGAAGCUCCGUCUGUCCCCCUCCACCUGUCAUCACAUGACCUGUCCCCCUCCACCUGUCAUCACAUGACCUGUCUUCAUAUCAUUCCCAAACUGUAUUUAUUGGGAUGACUCUUGUUACAAACUGUUAUAUGGUUCAUAAAGAAAAUGGUAUGUUAUAAAUAAAACAUUAAAUCCUUCA
Molecule: messenger RNA, 1706 nt
Organism: Seriola aureovittata
Lineage: Eukaryota; Metazoa; Chordata; Actinopteri; Carangiformes; Carangidae
Gene: cnn3a
Product: calponin 3, acidic a
Exons: 7
Coding region: 165-1154 (329 amino acids)
Biological process (GO): actomyosin structure organization
Molecular function (GO): actin binding
Source: RefSeq, a predicted model, not a curated record